AUGAGCUAUUAUAAAAAUUAUAGAACAACAAAAGGAAAGAGACGAAAAAAUGAAGUUCCUUAUAAUCAACAUAAUCAUCACAAAGUCCUCGGUAGACCAUUGAUAAUAGGUUACAUGAGUGUUGAUGGUAAUCGCCAAUAUUGUUCUAAUUUAUCACAGCUGAAGUUUUUAAACAAUAAUUCAAAUAUUUCAACGUCAUUGGAUUUAAAUCAUAAUAUAGAUGCAGCCAUAAAGCGUUCAACUGAUGAGAAUAAUGAGAAAAUUGACCUCUUAUUGCAAUUUCUGUUGCAUCAGAAUCAGUACAUAACUUCAUUUUAUAAAGGUCUUGAUUUUAUUACAUACCGAAGAACAUUAAUAAGUGUCAUGUGUAGCGCCUUCACCAGUUCACAACCAGUUACUGUAAAAGCUUGUUUGUUUCAAGAUAAAAUAUAUUUAUGUUCCGUUGAAAGUGCCCAAGAACUGCUUAGACGACAGGCUCGUACCAAAGAUGAAGAGAUGUAUUGUGCUUGGGGUUAUAAAUUUGAACAGUAUCUGCUCUCAGAUCAACCUGAUUCAAGUCCUAGUACGGAGAAACCUGUUGUUGAAAAUGAAGAGUUCUCAUUGUUUUAUUACAAUACACUAAGUGAUCUCAAACUUUUGUAUGGAGCACAAAUUGAUGCAUUGUUGACAAACAAAUCUACAACACAACCUCCUAAAACAGAUGAUUUUGAAACAAACUUAAAUUAUUUAAAAAAUAAUGAGUUUGCUGAAUUAAAAACGAAUAGGGAAUUACAAAACCUUAAACAAGAAAGAAAUUUUAAAAGAUACAAAUUGCUUAGGUGCUGGUGUCAAUGCAUUUUAGCAAAUUUAAGUGGUUUAUUUGUGGGUUUUCGAAAUGACCAAGGCAUUGUCCAGAGGUUACAUUGGUUUAACACUCAAGAUUUAGUUAAAUACUGUAAGGAUGAAUGGAAUCCUCAACAAGCUUUAGACUAUCUGCAUUAUUUCCUUUCACACGUCAAACAAUGUUUUGAACCAUACAAAACUCAAAUGGGACCGGUUGUAAUACAAUUUGAAAUUGCUGUUGAUAAGAAAAUUACUAUAGUUGAAUGUGGUAACGAUAUAUUACCUUUAUGGUUUGUAGAAAAAAAACAAUAA
Molecule: messenger RNA, 1134 nt
Organism: Melitaea cinxia (Glanville fritillary)
Lineage: Eukaryota; Metazoa; Arthropoda; Insecta; Lepidoptera; Nymphalidae
Product: decapping nuclease DXO homolog
Exons: 4
Coding region: 1-1134 (377 amino acids)
Biological process (GO): nuclear-transcribed mRNA catabolic process; NAD-cap decapping
Cellular component (GO): nucleus; cytosol
Molecular function (GO): mRNA 5'-diphosphatase activity
Source: RefSeq, a predicted model, not a curated record